AUGGGGAGGCUCCUCAAGUUUCUACAGAAACUGGUCUUCCUGGGUCAGGGCCACCGGUACAAGGCGCUGGAAAGGGACGAGGUAGAGACCUUGAUUGAUGACCAGUGUGAGCUGAAAGCCAUCGAAAGAGAAAAGACAGUCACAGCGCUGCCACCCAGGGAAGCGUGUAAAUGCAGCAAAGAGGAUUUGGCCAGAGCCUUCCAUGUGGACCUGGACAGUGGCCUGUCAGAGAUGGCAGUGGCCCAGCGCAGGCUGGUCCAUGGCUGGAAUGAGUUUGUCACUGAUAACGCUGAGCCCGUGUGGAAGAAGUACCUGGAUCAGUUCAAGAACCCCCUGAUCCUGCUGCUACUGGGCUCAGCCGUGGUGAGUGUCCUCACCAAGGAGUAUGAAGACGCCAUCAGCAUCGCCCUGGCCGUGCUCAUCGUGGUGACUGUUGGCUUCAUCCAGGAAUACAGGUCCGAGAAAUCUCUGGAAGAGCUGACCAAGCUGGUACCUCCAGAGUGCAACUGCCUGAGGAAUGGCAAGCUCCAGCAUAUGCUCGCACGAGACCUGGUUCCAGGAGACAUCGUGUCCCUGUCCAUCGGAGACCGGAUCCCUGCCGACAUCCGACUCAUUGAGGUUACAGACCUCCUGGUGGACGAAUCCAGUUUCACAGGAGAAGUCGAGCCAUGCAGCAAAACAGACAGCCCGUUGGUGGGCGGCGGGGAUCUCAGCACCCUGAGCAACGUGGUCUUCAUGGGGACCCUGGUGCAGUGUGGGAAGGGUCAGGGAGUGGUGAUCGGAACCGGGGAACAGUCUCAGUUUGGAGAAGUGUUCAAGAUGAUGCAGGCGGAGGAGACGCCUAAAACUCCCCUGCAGAAGAGCAUGGACAGGCUGGGCAAGCAGCUGACCAUCUUUUCCUUUGGCAUCAUUGGUCUCCUGAUGCUGGUUGGUUGGAUGCAAGGCAAGCCCAUUCUCAGCAUGUUCACUAUCGGGGUCAGCCUGGCUGUGGCGGCCAUCCCAGAGGGGCUGCCCAUCGUUGUCAUGGUGACGCUGGUCCUGGGGGUGCUGAGGAUGGCUAAGAAGCGGGUCAUUGUGAAGAAGCUGCCCAUCGUGGAGACUCUUGGCUGCUGUAACGUCAUCUGCUCUGACAAGACAGGCACACUGACAGCCAACGAAAUGACAGCGACCCAGCUCGUCACAUCCGAUGGGUUCCACGCUGAGGUCAGUGGAGUUGGGUACAGCGGCGAAGGGACUGUGUACCUCCUCCCAUCCAAGGAAGUAAUCAAGGGAUUCAGCAAUGUUUCGGUGGGGAAGCUGGUGGAGGCAGGCUGCGUCGCCAACAACGCUGUCAUCAGGAAGAACACUGUAAUGGGACAGCCCACAGAAGGGGCCUUGAUAGUGCUGGCCAUGAAGAUGAACUUAGGUGGUGUCAAAGAUUCCUACACACGGAGAAAAGAGAUUCCCUUCAGCUCAGAGCAGAAGUGGAUGGCAGUGAGGUGCAGCCUGAAGAAUGAGGAUCAGGAAGACGUUUACUUCAUGAAGGGGGCCUUUGAGGAAGUAAUCCAUCACUGUAGCAUGUACAACAAUGGGGGCAUCCCCCUGCCUCUGACGCCCCAACAGAAGUCCUGCUGGCAGCAGGAAGAGAAGAAGAUGGGGUCGCUUGGCCUGCGGGUGCUGGCCCUGGCAUCUGGGCCCGAGCUGGGGAGACUGACAUUCCUGGGUCUGGUGGGUAUCAUCGACCCCCCGAGGGCUGGCGUCAAGGAAGCAGUCCGGGUCCUCUCGGAGUCUGGUGUGUCAGUGAAGAUGGUGACAGGAGAUGCCUUAGAGACGGCCAUGGCCAUAGGAAGAACCAUCGGCCUGUGCCACGAGAAGCCGAAAGCCAUGUCUGGAGAGGAGGUGGAAGGCAUGGAGCAGGACGCACUGGCUGCCCGAGUGAGGCAGGUGUCUAUAUUCUUCAGGACCAGCCCAAAGCACAAGGUUAAAAUCAUAAAGGCAUUGCAGGAGUCAGGGGCCAUUGUAGCCAUGACGGGGGACGGUGUGAAUGAUUCAGUCGCCCUGAAGUCUGCGGACAUCGGGAUCGCCAUGGGCCAGACAGGGACGGACGUCAGCAAAGAGGCUGCCAACAUGAUUCUGGUGGACGAUGACUUCUCAACUAUUAUGAGCGCGGUGGAGGAAGGCAAAGGCAUCUUCUACAACAUCAAGAACUUCGUCCGCUUCCAGCUGAGCACGAGUAUUGCAGCCCUGAGCCUCAUUACCCUGUCCACCGUGUGCAACCUGCCCAGCCCCCUCAAUGCCAUGCAGAUCCUGUGGGUGAACAUCAUCAUGGAUGGGCCGCCGGCGCAGAGCCUGGGGGUGGAGCCUGUGGACAGAGAUGCCCUGCGGAGGCCUCCCCGGAGCGUCAGGGACACGAUCCUGAACAGAGCCCUGAUCCUGAAGGUCCUCAUGUCAGCUGCUGUCAUCAUAGGAGGGACCCUCUUUAUCUUCUGGAGAGAGAUCCCAGAGAAUGGGACCAGCACUCCACGCACCACCACCAUGGCCUUCACCUGCUUCGUGUUUUUCGACCUCUUCAAUGCCCUAAGCUGUCGCUCUCAGACCAAGCUGAUAUUUGAGAUUGGCUUCUUCCGGAACCGCAUGUUCCUCUACUCGGUCCUCGGGUCCCUUCUCGGGCAGCUGGCUGUGAUCUAUGCCCCGCCCCUGCAGCGGGUCUUCCAGACAGAAAACCUGAGAGCUCUGGACCUGCUGCUGUUAGCUGGCCUGGCCUCGUCUGUCUUCUUUCUGUCGGAGCUGCUCAAGCUGUGUGAGAAGUUCUGCUCCGGAGGCAAGACCCCCCAGACGUUCCCAGGGGCCGUGUGAAGGAACCAUUGUCCCAGCCCUCAGUGACCACGCAGCAUCAGGACCCUGGCUCCACCUGUCCUGACCUGCUGGGAUGCACAGGUCAGGACGGAGCUUACUAAAACAUGGCACUAUUUAUUAAACCACCGUGUUUUUUAUUUAACCUGUCUUUCUGUGCUUGAGCAAUGUGGCCCCAUGUGAUGAUGGCACAGGGUGACCAGGAGCACGGCCACGAUGCCCACAGCCAUCCCCCUUGAGACCUUGCUUCCUCAUUUGAUGAGGGCUUAAGGGCAGUUCUGUAAAGAGCUGUCUCACGAUUUGGGGUUCAAUCCCCAGUGUUCAAAAGAGAUUCCACAAGUAUGAUUUAUGCAAAAAUCUGAUUAAAAGCAAAAACAAGGUGGUGCCACUGAGCGGGGAUAGGCAUUAGUCAUCUAAAAAGCCGAAACGCCACAGAGCUGCUCCCUUACACUCGCUGUGACGAAGUACACAGACGCCUUGUGUUUGCAAAGUUCUCACUCCACAGACGCCAAAAUAAAACCCUAAAGUUUUUUCAGAAUUCCACAUCCACUUCUGACAGGGGUGCCUCAUAAACACUAACACACAUGGAAGCUCCCUCCCCCACAAAAAAGCAGAUACAUCAGAGCACGUGCCGACAUCAUGCCUCGUGGAGAAAGACCAGAGCCUCUCCAUGAGAGGGAGGAGGAGUCGGUGUUGUGGAGCUGAGCACACACCUGACAUGCCAGCUACUCAGGAGGCUGAGGAAAAAGGAUUACCACUCAAGGCCUGCCUGGGCAGCUCAGCGGGACUCAUGAUCCCCCUGCCUCUGCCUCUGAGUGAAAAGGGCUGGGGCUUGGCACCAGAGUGUCUGCCUGGCCUGGACGAGGCCCUGGGCUGUUCCACACUGAAAACCAUAAAGGAAUCACGGCAGUGUGUGAUAAUGCCACUAGAGGAGCAACGCCUGCACACUCAGGACAAUACACAUGAACAAAACCAUCCCGCCGGCGGCUGCCAGAGCCAGCUGGACCUGCACCGUAGCAUCGCUCACUCGCCAGCAGCACCGGCUCUCGGGUCCUCCACACUUCCCUCUCAGGAGGGGGAGCCCGAGCUUACGUCUCAAGAAGCUGGACACGUGAUUCUGAGACACUCAUAGCUGAGGGUCAUGACACAAAAGGACUCAGCAAGCUUCAGGGACAAAGUUCACACACGUGUGCCCAUGUGUGCUCAAGUAUACUCAUAGGCAUAUGUCACAUGCACAAGUGCACCUGCACACAGGCAUACAUCUCACAGGCAUACAUCUCACACACACACACACACACACACACACCCCUGCCUGCGCACAGGCGUAUGUUACGUGCAUACAUGUGUACCCACACACAGGUAUAUGCCAUACAUGUACAUGUGCACCUAAACACAGGCAUAAGCCACACACACAAAGAGGUAUGUGUGUCGGUACCUGUACACACCACGCAGUAUCUUCACGUCAGCUCCUGUGUUCACUCACUUCAUGCGAGCAUCUGGCCAUAGUUGGCUCUUCUGUCAGGGGCGGGGGCUGAGCAUCUGGGAAGUGAGCUUCUGUCUUUUACGGAGCUGAGUGGACAUUUUCUUAACCAGUGGUUAAUGAACACAAGCAGGCUCUUGAAUCUACCUCCGAGUUACAGCCUCGGCCAUCUGACUUUUAAAAACGGUCAUCAUGCCACUGAAGUUCAGAGAAAAGCAAACCUAAGAGGCCAUUCCAGACUACAGGAGGGAAAGAACCCUUGCUUCACCUUUUGCUGUAAAACUCGUUUUACUCAUUCAUUUUUUUAUUUUGUUUUUUCAAGACAGUGUUUAUUUGUGUAGCCCUGGCUGUCCUGGAACUCGGUCUGUCGACCAGGCUGGCCUCUAACUCAGAGAUCCUCUUGCCUCUGCCUCCCAAAUGCUGGGAUUAAAGGUGUGUGCCACCACACCCACCCCUAAAACUCCAGUAUUAAAACAUAAGGAAGAUGCUGGAAUUCACAUAGAAAGUCAGUUGAUUAGAAAGUAGCUUAAGGGGCUGGAGAGAUGGUUGAGUGGUUAAGAGCACUGGCUAUUCUUCCAGAGGGCCUGAGUUCAAUUCCCAGCACCCACGUAGCAACUCACAACCAUCUAUCACUAUAGUCUCAUGCAAUCCGAUGUCCUCUUCUGGUGUGCAGACAGACAUGCAGACAAAAUGCCCUUUUACACAUAAUAUAGAAAUAAAAUAAAACUUUAAAGCAAGUAGCGUAUGUAGAGGAAAGGCAUACCAUUUAACGCAGGGGACUGAGGAGAUGGCUCACUGCGUAAAGAGGAGCCAAGAAAGCCUGAUAACCCGGGUUCAAGCCCUGCUACAGGAGUGUGCAUCUGUAACCCCAACACUCCUACAGCAGGACGCGCUGCAGGGACAGGACAGCCUCCCAGGAUCUCAGGCCAGCUAGCCUGCAGUGGACAGCAAGGCAGCAGAAAUAAGAGACCCUUAUCAACAUGGUGGGAGGUGAGAACUGACUCCAACUGUCCUCUGACCUCCAUACUCACAUAAGUGAUUUUAAAAUAAAUUUUUUUUAAAAAAGCAUUAGAACUUUAGGGAUGAGAUAUAGCUUAAAAAAUACUUUGGGCCAAAGAUAUAUAACCAGAAACCACAGGAAUAGCAGAAGUGCAGAAGUAGGUGACCUUUUCUAUCCCGAGUGGAGGGUGUGCAGUUGCUUAAGAGAGGAUGCUGACAAGUGUGACGUAACAUCUAAGAUUUAUGGGCAGAAAAACCGCCCCAGAUAAAGCUGAAUAAACUAAGAAGAAUCUUAACCACUCCAAAUAAGCAUGGUGUUGCUUUGACAAAAGCUGGGUUGUUGUUGUUUUUCAUUUUUGAAAUGUUUGUUUUUAUUUUAUGCAUGUAUUGGUUUGCUUACAUGUGUGUCUGUGCACCACUGUGUGCGCCUGCUGCCUCGGAGAGGGCCCUGGGUUCCCUGGACCCGGAUUUAACCGGCAGUUAGGAGCUGCUAUGUGGCUGAUGGGAAUUGAACUCAGGCCCUCUGGAAGUGCAGCCAGUGCUCUUAAAUGCUGACUCAUCUCUCCAGCCCUCAAAAAAAAAAAUCUCUUAUAAACCAAAGUGGAGAAAAACACCCUAGAAAGCCAGAGGGACACUGUCUUAGGGUUUCACCAUGACCACAGCAGCCCUUAUAAAUGAAAACAUUUAACUGAGGUGGUGGCUUCCAGUUCAGAGGUUUAUCCAUUAUCAUCAUGGCGGGGAGCAUGGCAGCUGGGAGUAUGGCGGUGUGCAGGCAGACAUGGCGCCGGAGAAUUCUACGUCUUGAUCCAAAGGCAACGGGAAGUGAACUGUUUCACCGGGCACGGUUUGAGACUUCAAAGCCUGCCCCACAGUGACACACUUCCUCUAACAAGGCCACACUUCCCAGUAGUGCCACUCCCGCUGGGAUUUCUUUCAAACCACCCCAGACACUUGGAAAAAUGAAGCUGCCCACCGCCACUCCUCGGGGAGCAGGCACUCAGUAUGUUACAGGGGCGAAAGGAAGUCAAGAGCCCUGUCACACCUCAGCCGGGCAUGGUGGGGCACCAUGGAGUGGUCACAGCACUCGAGAGGCAGAAGUAGGGGGGAUCAUGACUCCAAGGCCAGUCUAGGCUACAUAGGAGACCCUGCCUCAAAAAGCCAAGGGCUGGGGACACAGCACAGUAGUGAGCACUUCCCUAGCACACACUAGACUGGGUUGCACUCCACAGCAUUACCAAAAAGAAUGAAAAGGGGGGAAAGCAUCUUACACCAACUAGUCACUCAGUUCAUCCUAGAGACACAAUGCCAGACUCAGGAUGGUCACUAUGGCAACAACAAGCCUCCAGGAAGAUGCUGGCCUGCCUAACGGGAUGGAACAUCUGCGGAGCUGACAGAGACAGCGGGAGAGGAGACGGGGAAGCCCUGAGCAACGCCCACUGGAAGUCGUACUGUGUUCAAACACAGCUGUGCCCCAGUGUGCAGAGGGUGGCCUCCAGAGGAGCCCAGAGGAGGAGGGGGCGGGGCAUGCCUGCCCAGAGCUGUCCUUUCCUGUCUCCUCCUUUCCAGCACCUCAUUCCAGCAUUCGUUCUAACAACAACCGGGUUUGCAGCAUGGUCUCUGUUUCUUACCUCUUCCUUCAAGCGCUUUCUGGGCUCGGAUCAGGCCCCAUGCGUAAGGAGGUCUCUGGCGCUCACAGCUGAAUUCUUGUUCCAGUUUCUCAAAAGACCACACUCCUCAUUUGGAAGACAUGAGAAGUUCCUCAGGGCCUAGCUGACACUCCACACACGUUUGUGUUCUGAGAGAUGUGUGUGUGUGUGUGUGUGUGUGUGUGUGUGUGUGUGUAGAAGCAGAGCCUGUCACCUGUACCCCAAGAGGGCUCCCAGGCC
Molecule: messenger RNA, 7197 nt
Organism: Peromyscus californicus insignis
Lineage: Eukaryota; Metazoa; Chordata; Mammalia; Rodentia; Cricetidae
Gene: Atp2c2
Product: ATPase secretory pathway Ca2+ transporting 2
Exons: 27
Coding region: 1-2835 (944 amino acids)
Biological process (GO): calcium ion transmembrane transport; manganese ion transport; intracellular calcium ion homeostasis
Cellular component (GO): plasma membrane; endoplasmic reticulum; Golgi membrane
Molecular function (GO): P-type calcium transporter activity; ATP binding; ATP hydrolysis activity
Source: RefSeq, a predicted model, not a curated record